Messenger RNA from Capsicum annuum, 1984 nucleotides. RefSeq lists its product as uncharacterized. The coding region runs from base 173 to 1708 and encodes 511 amino acids. The record is from RefSeq and is a predicted model, not a curated record. The transcript is spliced from 9 exons. NCBI's taxonomy places the organism in Eukaryota, Viridiplantae, Streptophyta, Magnoliopsida, Solanales, Solanaceae.
AAAAGCACCUGACAGAAAAUGCCCUAAUUAUUUUGUUUAAUGUAUUAUACGACGUCGUUCCUUACCGUUUUGCCUUAAAAUUCACGUUUGAACUUAUUCACAAAUCAGAUCACACAAAUCAAUUACUAGCAUAUCAAUUUGGUUCUUCCCGUUACCGAUUUUCGGGGCGAAAAUGGUGGACGAUACGACGAAGCCUUCGACUGAAGAGAUAGUGGAAAAGCAUGAAGAAGAAGCUCAUCCGCCUCCGGUGACAGGUGGCGGCGGCGGCGGCGGUGGAGGAGGAUGGGGAGGCUGGGGAUUUUCUGCGUUUUCUUAUAUAUCGGAUAUUCAGAAAGCUGCUACUACCGCUGCCGAAGAGAUCUCCCGCAAUGCCGUUGAAGCUGCUAAAACAGCUGCAAAAAGCCUUGCAGAUGUACAAAAUGCUCUGGAGGACUCCGAAUCUUUGGAAGAUGGUGAGCGAGAAGUAUUGGUUGAAGAGGGAAGUGAAGACGAGAAUGACAAAAAACGUAAGGCUGCUCUAGAAAAAUUAGAGAAAGCUAGUGAAGACUCAUUGCUUGGCCAGGGUUUGAGAGUUAUUGACCAUUCGGUUGAGAAUUUUGCUUCAGGAGCUUGGCAAGCACUAGGAAAUGCAUUCAGAGGAAGUUCUGAUUUAGUCCACAAGCUUGAAAAUUCGGCUGUAAAUGGUGGCGCACCUGCCGCAACAGAUUCUGUUGCACCAUCCAUACUAGAGACUGGAAAAGCUUUUACUGCUAAAGGAAUGCAUAUGCUUGAGCUACUUGGAAAAGAAACUAUGGAUCUGCUGAUAUCGGAAACUGGUAUUAGAGUUGACCCAGGAUCCAAAGAAGGGGGAGGAGAAACAGAUGGAGAUCAGUUUUAUGAAGAAGUUACAUUUGAUAGAUGCUUUUAUAUUUAUGGAGGUCCCGAGCAAUUGGAGGAGCUGGAGGCAUUGUCCAGCCAUUAUGCUUUGUUGUUCAAUAGAAGAAAAGCUAAGCUUCCAACAGGUCAGAGGUCUUCAUAUGAUGGAAAGCUUAAAGAGGUUCAGCAGAUUUUUGACUUGAGUUCUGAAGUAUAUGGAAGUGGUAAAGAGUCAGGAAAAGGGAAGGAAAUUGAGACUGGCAUUGCAGAGAGCACUGAUGAGGUGAAAAAUUUGCAUGAUUCUAGUGUGAACAAGGCUGCAGAAUUGGCAGCAGGAUUUACAAAUGUUUUGGGUGGACUAGCUCCUAAUGACAUGAUUCAAAGGACUGCUCGAAGGCUGGAUACUCUUCAUUCAGAGGGUGUUCAUCGACUUUCAGAGUUGUGUUGCUUUGCUGCGACUCAACUUGUAAUGCUUGGGAAAUCAAUCAUUUCAACUGCAAAUAAAGUUGCGGACCAGGAUGCAAAUGCGGAAAUUGUGAAAAUGGAAUGGCCUGAAGAUUCAAUUGAAAGAGCUAAGGUAAUCCGAGCGAAGGCAUGUUCGAUGACUGGAUGUGUUGAAGCAGUUUCUUCCAGCUUUAUUACAGGGAUAACGGAAGUGGCUGAAGCAUAUUUAGCAGCAGUGAGAGGUGUUUCUGCUGAUUCACCUGAGGUUCCACAGAAAUCAAUCCAGGAGAAGGCCAAUGCAUAUGCUGAGAAUCUUCGUGCAGCUCAUAGCACAGCCGUGGGCAAAAUUCAGGACGGCCUUCAAUACUUGCCCUAUGUGGUCAUCUCAACCUCAAUGCCUGCUGCUUGAAGAAUAUUAGGUUGAUUCAAAAUUUCACACUUGGUGUUCCUUUUAGCUUGUUUACUUUUUCUUCCCCAUCUCUCUUUCGUGUAAAUAACUGUAUUUGGUUAGUUCACCCUAUAUACCUUUAUCCCUCGGACUUCUACAAUCUGGGAGUGCUGUCUUCCAUUCUUCAUAUGGUGAACUUGUAUGAUAUCUUCAUCAACUCUUAGCUACAGAGAAAGUCCACUUUCCUUUCUGUUUUUAUCUAAAGGAAAGACAUAAUUGACGACUUUAGUUCUUAAA